CAAGCACCGCGAUCGAAGAUCCACUGGGCGGCGAGGCGGUCAUCUCCGUUCGCAUGUUGGGCCCCGCCACGCCGGAAGGAGUGCGAGGUCAGGUCGGGGGUGGCUCCUGCCGGCUCGGCGACGCGCUUGAGCAUCCUGUUCACGUACGCCUGCACGCUGUCUUCGCCGCGCUUGACCUCACCGGUACGUGCCUCGGUUGGGGCUGGUGUUGAUGUUUCUUGA
Messenger RNA from Phytophthora sojae, 222 nucleotides. RefSeq lists its product as hypothetical. The transcript has a single exon. The record is from RefSeq and is a predicted model, not a curated record. NCBI's taxonomy places the organism in Eukaryota, Oomycota, Peronosporomycetes, Peronosporales, Peronosporaceae. The annotation marks the transcript as partial.